Oppiella nova is the source of this 1072-nucleotide messenger RNA. The record is from the annotation of a GenBank genome assembly. NCBI's taxonomy places the organism in Eukaryota, Metazoa, Arthropoda, Arachnida, Sarcoptiformes, Oppiidae.
GAAUAAGACUCUUUGCACACAAAUGGUGUCCAUAGAUAUCAGUGAAAUUGACUUACAAUGGAUUCAAGUGCUGUCUGAGGGGUGGGCGCCUCCACUAAAAGGAUUUAUGAGAGAACGAGAAUACCUUCAAUGUCUUAAUUUUGGACUUUUAGUCGAUGAAGGCGUACAAAAUCAUACCAUUCCUAUAGUACUGGCCAUCACUGAUGAAGACAAAGAGCGUCUGAAUGGUGAGACUAAAGUUGCGCUCAAAUAUCAGGACAACUUCGUAGCCAUUCUCGAGUACAUCGAGAUCUAUGAGCACCGGAAGGAGGAAAGAGUAGCCGCUGUCUUCAAAACCACAACCACUGGUCAUCCGUACAUCAAAAUGAUAGCCCAAAUGGGGGACUGGCUGUUGGGCGGCGACCUCCAUGUGAUCGAUAGAAUCCAAUGGAAUGAUGGACUCGAUAGCUAUCGAUUGACGCCAAAGGAGAUCCAACAGAGACUGAAACAAAUGAAAGCAGACGCAGUGUUUGCAUUUCAACUGCGAAAUCCCAUACAUAACGGACACGCGUUGCUAAUGCAGGACACCCGCAGACAACUGCUGGCCAACGGCUACUCUAAUCCCGUAUUACUGUUACACCCAUUGGGCGGUUGGACCAAAUCAGAUGACGUGCCCCUAAACGUACGGAUUAGUCAACACAAGGCUGUCCUCGAUGAAGGAGUUCUGGACCCGAACACAACACUAAUGGCUAUAUUUCCGUCUCCCAUGACAUAUGCCGGUCCCCGAGAGGUCCAGUGGCACGCAAAGGCUAGACAAGUAGCCGGUGCUAACUUUUAUAUUGUCGGCAGAGACCCGGCAGGUCUUCCCCAUCCAGACAUACCCGGCGAAGACCUGUAUGAGCCGACGCACGGCACGAAAGUGCUGCAAAUGGCUCCGGGACUCAAUAACAUAGAGAUCAUACCAUUUAGAGUCGCCGCUUAUAACAAACAACUCAAACGAAUGACAUUUUAUGAUCCAAACAAUCACUCGGACUUUGAGUUCAUAUCGGGAACUAAAAUGAGAAAUUUUGCUAAACAGGGACAGACACCUCCC